AUGGCAGUGGAGAGCGCCGAGGAGUCGCUGCCGUUGCCCGGGACGACGACGGCACCGGCUGCUUCGCCCUCGUCGAUGCACUCGCUCCUCCAGAGCCUGCUCGCCCCUUCAACCACCAACGACGGCAGCAGCGAUGCUCACCGGCUGCAGCAACCAUACGCGGGGGGAGCCAACCUGGCAGAGGCCUCGAGCUUCCUGCGCUCCCUCACCACGCACUCCCUCGCCGAUCUGCGAGCCCAGCCGGGCCUCCUGGCAUCCAAGGCCCUCGACCUCGAUCGGCAGCUCUCCCACCUCUGUGUCACCCAGACCGACGCCUUCAUCAGCCUCUACGACGCCGAGGAGUCCUUUGGUCCCUCGAUCGCCUCGCUGUCCGAGUGCCUCGACAACCUCGUCACCAGCUCGCUGCCUCGCCUCGAGCAGGCGGCCAGCGCCUUCCGGCAGGCGAGCCAGUCGAGCCUCGAGGAGCGCAGGCGGGUCCAGGCGGUCGCCGACGAGUACGAGCGCGGUCAACUCGCCGAUCUGCUCGAGCUGCCCAAGCUCGUCGACACGUGCGUGCGCGCCAGGCACUACCCAGAGGCGCUGCAGCUGGGCGACCACAUCAUCACCAUGACCCUGGCGGCCGACGAGGAGCGCCAGUCUACUGCGGCAGCCGCAUCGCCUUUGCCUUCCGCCUCUCGUGAAGGGCAGGCAUCCUCCUCGUCUGCCGCAAUCAGGUCCAAGGAACUCGGUCCUGCUGCGGAGCCAACGUCGAGGCACGCCGAUGUCCUCCUUUCCCUCCUCUUCGAGACGUGGACCCACCUGGCGAGGAUGAAGGCCGACCUCAUCGCCGCGCUCCAGCGACCCGGACUGCAGCUCCCGGCAGCCAAGCGGAGCGCGUCGAUGCUGCGCAGGCUGCACUCGCUCGCGCAGCGCGUCAACCCGCUGUCGAAGCUGUCGCUCUCGGUCAUCGCAAGCCUGCCCGACCUCCGCCUGGAUGAGAGCCAGCUCUGCUUCUGCUACCUCAAGGCGCGGCACCGCAUCCACGGCGAGACCCUCGACAAGGUCGCCGGCGCCUCCAUCGAUACCGCCGCCUACCUUCGCAGGUUCAUCGACGCUUGGCGAGAGGGCCUGGUCGAGACCCUCGGCGUGGCCACCGCCCUCUUCGCCGACUCGGCCGACGACGCCACCAAGACCGGGUCGCCGUCCGAAGCUCCCUCGCCCUCCUAUCUCAUCUCGUCUUUCGCCUUCAACGCCCUCGACCGGCUGACGGCUGCGUUGCACGAGCAGCUACCCAGCCUCCAGCGCCGCUCGAAUGGCGUCGCAGGCAACGGCAAGACCGCCGCGAGCAUCGAAGAGUCCGCCUCAAUCCUGGCCGCGCUGCACACCCAGCUCAGCUACACCUCGGCGGCGCUCUUGAGAUUCGGCCUCGAUUUCGGCCAUCUCCUCGUCCGGCCCGAAAGGCGCGGCAUCGCUUCGAAGGGGUCGGCUGAUGGCCUCGACAUGCUCGAGCACACCUGGCUCGCCCUGCUCCAGGCCAGAUGGACUUCACUCGCCGACGACAGCCUAGUGCUGAUCGGCUCGAAGUCGUCGGCGAUCUCUGCCAAGCCCAACGAGAAGGCGGUGCCCGCCCUUCCCUCGGCAUGGCUGGUGCGGUCGUCGCUCGUCGACGAGCUGGACGAGCGCUCGAUCGAUGUCGUCCGUUCCGCCGGCCCCAACUUGAGGCCAGACCCGGACGUUGCCCAUUUUCCGCCGUUCCUGGCGCUGCUCAACGGCCUCAUGGAUGCCUUCAACGGCCUGCGGCUGUUUGCGCCUCGGCGCCUGCGUCUGCGCCUGCAGGCUGCCCUGGAAGCGCACUUCGCACGGCUCGCCGACGAGCUGCUGUCGUACGCCGAGGCCGUCCAGGGCAUGGACCUGCUCGAGAUCCCUGGCGGCAAGGGCGGCGACUACCGGCGACACCAGGCAGAUGAUCCAGCGCUCUUUGAGGGGCUCUCGGAAGAGGAGGGCCGCCUGCUCGACCUCGAGCUGCGGAAAGAAGGCGAGCUGCGACUGCUUUCCUACGGCCUCACCGCAUUCGAGCACCUCGUCGUGCGAUGGUCCUCGUAUGCCCUGCAACGCGGGAUCUUUGGCGCCGAGGAAGACGAAGCGAAGCGAGUGGGUCCGGAGCUGCAGGCCAGCCUCGCCCGGCUCGCAACCUUCGCCGAUGCCAUCGAAAGGGACCGGCAAGAGCAGAUCAAGGGCCGACGAGACCGGGCCGAGGCCAGAGCGGCCGAGCGGGCCCGGCGCCUCGAGGACGAGGAGAGGCAACGCAAGACCGAGGAGGAGCGCGCCCGUCGAGAGGAGGAGGCCAGACGGCUGGCUCGCGAAGAGGCCGAGAGCCGGCGACUCGAGGAGGAGAAGAUCGAGAAGGAGAGGGCAAGGAAGGCGGCAGAGGCGGAGCGAGCCCGCAAAGAAGAGGAGGAGCGGCGUGUGGCCGAGGAGGAAGCCGAGCGGAAGCGCAAGCAAGACGAAGAGGCGGAGCGUCGACGUUUCGAAGCAGAGGAAGAGGAGCGGAAGCGCAGGGAGGCCGAAGAGGAGGAGCGCAAGCGCCAGGAGGAACGGGAAGCCGAGCAGAAGCGCCAGGAGGAGGAGGAGGAGGAAGCCCGACGGAAGCGAGAGCAAGAAGAGGCAGAACGCAAGCGGCGGGAAGAGGAGGAGUGCGAGAGGGAGCGAGAGCAGCGGCGAUUGAGACAAGAGGAGGAAGAGCAGCGAACAAGGCAGGCCGAGGCGGCCGCCGCAGCCGCAGCCGCAGCCGCAGCCGAGCAGGCGAGGCUGGAAGAGCAGCAAGCGGAAUUACGAAGCCUCGCACAAGAAGAGGAGGAGAGGAAGCGCAGGGAAGCCGAGGCCGAGGCCGAAGCCCAGCCCCAGGCCCAGGAUCGAGCCGCGGACGAGGCGCGCAAGAAGGCCGAGGCAGAGGACGAGGAGAGGCGACAACAACAACAACGAGCUCAGCAAGAAGCCAACGAGCGAGCAGCCGACGAGGAACGGGCGCAGGCGCAGGAGGCCGAGGAUUGUCGCAAGCAAGAGGAAGAACCGGCCAAACCGCCACAGCCGCUGGACGCCGCUCCUUCCUCCUCCUCAUCCUCUUCCGCUCCAGUUCCAGGCCCAGCACCGACGACGAAACAAGCCGCCAGCGCCGAGGCAUCGUCCGGUUCCAGGCCGGCCACGCCGACUUCGAGCGUCAAGAAGACGAACCUGGCCGAAAAGCUGAGGCUGCGCAAGGAGCAGCGGGAUCGCGAGGCUGCCGCGGCCAAACAGGCCGCCGAAGCCGCAGGCACGGAAGCGGCUGCCUCGGCAGCCAAAGAGGCCGAGGCUCCCAAAGACCUCGCAGCCCAGCCCGACCUGUCCGAGCCCAGUCGAGACCCGCAAGCGUCCGCGGCAGACUCGGUGCCGGCCGAACCUGUAGACGCCGCGGAUCCCGCCGAGGAAUCGCAGCGCCAGGACGCGGCGCCGAGCGUCGAAGGCGGCGAGGUAUCGUCGAUGGCCGUCCAGCCCCCUUCGGACGUCGAUCAGCAGGCCAAAGAGGAAGCAGAGGAGGGGCAAGAAGCCAAGGCGACCGAGGAAGCGGAUGCUGCGACGGCGCAAGACGACGACGGCAACGACGCGGGAGGCGAUGAGCACGAAGAUGGCGAGGGCGAGGAAGAGGACAGCGUCCCGCCCAGCCCGGCACCGGAUGCCGAUACCGGCGGCGGUGGCGGCGGCGGCGGCGGCGGCGGCGGGAACAAGAAGAAGCGGAACAAGAAGAAGAAGAAGAAGUAG
Messenger RNA from Pseudozyma flocculosa PF-1, 3774 nucleotides. RefSeq lists its product as uncharacterized. Bases 1 to 3774 code for a protein of 1257 amino acids. Gene Ontology annotation, biological process: intra-Golgi vesicle-mediated transport. The record is from RefSeq and is a predicted model, not a curated record. Gene Ontology annotation, cellular component: COG complex. The transcript has a single exon. Lineage: Eukaryota; Fungi; Basidiomycota; Ustilaginomycetes; Ustilaginales; Ustilaginaceae.